Messenger RNA from Bombyx mandarina (wild silkworm), 1424 nucleotides. RefSeq lists its product as uncharacterized. Gene Ontology annotation, cellular component: nucleus. The record is from RefSeq and is a predicted model, not a curated record. Gene Ontology annotation, molecular function: DNA-binding transcription factor activity, RNA polymerase II-specific; RNA polymerase II cis-regulatory region sequence-specific DNA binding. Gene Ontology annotation, biological process: muscle organ development; regulation of transcription by RNA polymerase II; cell development. Lineage: Eukaryota; Metazoa; Arthropoda; Insecta; Lepidoptera; Bombycidae.
CGCGGGAGACAUCCUGAAAAUAACACAGUUUUGCGGCAUGAAUGCGCCCACGCCGCGGCGCUACCGUCGCACUUAUCCGCCAUUUUCACACUCUUCGAGCUUUCCCGCACGCAGAUCACGGAGCAUCCCCCGCGUCGGUAGUGGUGCGAGACACGAGUCGUGUCGCAAUCCGUGGUGCCCCUACACGUGCAGUAGAUACUUGGCAACUUAAUAAAUAAUAUCAAGCUUUACUGGUUUCUAAUCUAAAGUCGUUCGAGCCGAUGACUCUCAUCCAACGAUCUUGUGAUACAAAGGUUGACGCAAUGGAUCGGCUCACCAAUAAAGAGAACAACGAGAAACCUGCAAGACCCGUAAGGAACAGAAGAUAUGCGAGACAUAGUUUCGUGGCCGGGCAUCGACCACAAAAGAGACUUUUCACUCCUGAAAUAAAAAGGUAUUUGAAGGACUGGCUGGUACGCCGAAGAGAUAAUCCGUAUCCCAACAGAGAAGAAAAAAAAUAUUUAUCACGCGAAACAGGACUUACAUAUAUCCAAAUUUGCAAUUGGUUUGCCAAUUGGCGAAGGAAAUUGAAGAAUGCGAAUGGCGAUCGUCACCAUUUGACUUGGGGCCAUCUUAUUCGUACUUACAACGAUCGCGCUCAAGGAAACGUUGAGCAGUUUAGUAUUUGUUCUGACGACAGCAUCUGGAGCGAACCCGAACUGUGCAGUCCAGACCAAAACAGCUUAGAAAACGAAGUCAUUUUAACCGACAGCCCUAGUUCCGGACUUUAUGAAAAAGAAACAGAAACAGCACUCAAAGACCGGUGCGAUAAUUUGAACAAUAAUUCAUACAGCUUUGAUCACGACAGUCCUCAGGAGAAUUCUAAGGCAGUCACGAGCCCCGUUCUUUUAAGUAAGUGGUUAGAAAGUGCAGCUAGAUUCCAACCGAGCGAAAUCAAUUAUUCGUGGUGGGCAGACGAGAAACGACGUCGACCAGAAGCUAAGGCUCAGCGGGUGGCACUAAAUAAUAUGAUACGACACGAUCGAGACGAGGUCGAGGCAGCAGUUGCCCUCACGGUCCUCGCAACGGCUUCUUCACGCAUAACAGCACCAUAAAGCGAUCGAAUUAAAAUGACUAUGUACGAAGAUUGUUAUGUUGAUAGUGUUGAAAAACCACUAAACCUGGUAUAGAUUCUUAGUCAAAACUUGUUACUUUUGUAACUUAUUGUAUUUUAAUCAAACCAAAGUCAACAUUUAAUAUCCAUUUAGGAACCUUUGUACCCAAAGCACAUACCAUUUACACUGGAAUCUUGCUCAAGUAUUAUUAACGUUUAUAUAAGUAUUAAAUUUUGAAACUCUUUUUUUUCAAAUAUAAAGUAUGUUAUGGUAUGUAAAAGUUGUAGAUUUUAAUAUUUUUUGAUCUCUUUGUAAUUAGUUUUAAUUAGU